AUGGAAAUCCCGUCAUUUUCCCCGGAAGAAGGGAACAUAAUCGCAAAGCUAAUUCCUCGAGACGCCCAGUUUCUCGGUGCAGAGGCAGCUGUGGACGCUUGUGAACCGGCCCGAUUACCGCCAGAGGUUCUAGCGAGAAUAUGGGACAUUGCCGACGAAGGAGCAAAGGGCCACCUUACACUGAAUGAAGUUGGGGUGGCUGCCCGUCUUAUUGGCUGGGCACAACGGGGCUUUGCGGUACAGGCAAAUUUAGUCCAUCGACCGGGUCCAUUAGCAAUCUUGCAUAACAAGCUUGAUCUUACGGCCGCUUCCGAGACAGUGUCCUCCACACAUCUACCAACACUUUCCUCGGAGGACAAGGCUCGACAUAAGAUCAUAUUCAACGACAGUGGGCCCGAAAAUGGUAUUCUUGAUGGUGUCAAAGUGUGGGAUAUCAUACUCAAGUCGAGGCUUCCUAUGGACACUCUGACCAAAAUAUGGGAUCUUGUCGACGUUCGACGAUGUGGGGCGCUGAACGUCACAGAAUUCAACCUCGUUAUGUAUCUUAUUCACGGACUGUUGGUUCACCGCUUUGCAGUUGUACCGGCGUCGCUACCUUCCCACAUCCGUACACAGGCCGAACCAGAUCAAGAAUAUGCUGUCCCUUCUCCUCAAAGUGGUGCCGCAUCCGUCACCGCCACACAUGCGGAUGCCUUCCAGGGCAAACUCAACUUGAGAAAUGCUUUCACAGGUGAUUUCCACUUCAUCCGGGCCAGUGCAAAUUUAGAAGCAUGGCAUCUCCCUGAUGUGGUCAGAAAGCAUUCCAACUUCUACUUUGAUGCGUUGAAUCAGCAAUCCAAGGAAUUUAUUGAAGGGGACCAAGCUGUUUCAUUUUUACUGCUCUCCAAACUUCCUUCCACUGAUUUAGAACACAUUUGGAACCUGAUAGACUCUACUUCCAAGGGACAUCUCACUCGUGAUGACUUCGCACUGGUCAUGUUUCUUGUCUACAAACAACUGGCGGGCGUUGAAAUACCAAGAACCCUCCCCUCCUCGUCCAGGAUCUCUUCCAUAGUUUCCCCUCUUGCUAGUCCGAUACCUACGCUAACAAGGCCCAAUGUAAAGAGGUCGCCACUUGCAUCUCCAGAAGAGAAGCCAUUAAUACCCCGCGAUUCUCUUAACGAAACUGAAAGUCUGCAGCAGCAGCUAACAUCCCUGACCCAGCUUCGUUUGACCGAACGAAGCACGUUACGCUCCCAAAUCCAUGAGUUACAGGUUUUCAAAGAUGACUUGUUGACCGAAAAUAGUGAACUACGCCUCUCGCUGCGAACUAUGGAUGAUUCACUGAAGCGUUCAGUCUCGUACUACGGUGACAGGGCAAAUGCUUCAGACACCGAGAACACGAACCUUAAGAAGGAAAUUCGGCUCAUGGAGAAUACGAUAUCGCAGCUGACCGCUUCGCAUCAAUCAGCUAUGGAGGAUCUCACUCACGCAAACCAGUUUCUUCAUACGGAGGUUGACAGACUAUCUGACCAACUGGAGGUCACCAACACUGAGCAGGCUGUGCAGAAAAUGGUCAACGAGGAGCUUUCGGAUGAGCUUGACCGCCUCCGUGUACAGAUACGGGAAUUUCGCGACUCGACAACACUAUUACCACUGUCCGGUGGAGACGAGGAGCUACAGACAUUGAUCAAUGAAGAUCUUGCUAAGGAAAAUUCCACGCUACGAGGACAAGUGCAGGAACUUGGGGAGACAUUGCGAGAGCUCCAAACAGCGAACGCCAAUUCAGUCUCGAGGGAACAAAUGGAUGAAGUUUCCCGUCUGAAUAGGCGUUUGACUCGUCGGAUACGACAGUCUGAGACUCAGGACGGGGAGCUACAAAGAGAGCUAGAAAGGUUACGGGCCGAUAAUCAUCGCUUGAGCGUGGUACGUGUCACUACGGAGGAGGCGCCGCCUGCGUAUGACGACAUUUAG
This is a messenger RNA of Guyanagaster necrorhizus, 1953 nucleotides long. RefSeq lists its product as uncharacterized. Gene Ontology annotation, biological process: endocytosis; endosomal transport. The coding region runs from base 1 to 1953 and encodes 650 amino acids. Lineage: Eukaryota; Fungi; Basidiomycota; Agaricomycetes; Agaricales; Physalacriaceae. Gene Ontology annotation, molecular function: protein binding; calcium ion binding. The transcript has 6 exons. Gene Ontology annotation, cellular component: plasma membrane; cytoplasm. The record is from RefSeq and is a predicted model, not a curated record.